This is a messenger RNA of Closterium sp. NIES-65, 1014 nucleotides long. The record is from the annotation of a GenBank genome assembly. Lineage: Eukaryota; Viridiplantae; Streptophyta; Zygnematophyceae; Desmidiales; Closteriaceae.
AUGGGAAGGGUCAGCCUCGGCGGCGGUGCGUCCACAGAUGACACGUGCACCAGCUCGAUUGGGGAAAGUGCUAACGUCCGCUCUGCCGUUUCCCACGUGCACAGCCCGCGACGAUCGCGCACGCGCGUUGCGACGUCGCCUACGCGCCAGCGAUCCGCGUCGCAACUGGAGUGUUUCCGUGUGCUCGGAGUGGCUCGCACCGCCUCGCUGCAGGAGAUACGCGUCGCGUACCGCUCUCUCUGCCGAAAGUGGCAUCCAGAUGUAAAUAAGGACGCGGGAGCAGCCGCCAUGUUCAUGGACGUCAACCGAGCGUACGAGGCGGCAGUGCAUGCGCAUGAGAGGGCGAGCAAGCCGAAGCCACAACGGCCGGCGAGGAGAAAAGACGAUUUUGACGAGUUCUGGGACGACUUUCUGGGUGGCAAGCCAUCCACUCCCAAGGCGGAUCCGCGGAGGAAAAGACAAGGCAUGAAGCCGGGCACAAACGGGGGAGGCGAGCGAAUGAGGGACCCGUUGGCGUGGUCUCCCCAACCCCGCGUGGUGCUCCCCCCGCCGCCGUACCUGCGCGCGGCGGACGUCGCCGCGGAGCGCGCAGCGUUUGAGUCGCGCGUGGAUAGGGCAGUGCGCACACUGGAGGAGGGGCGGCGGGCGCAGGCGGAAGGUCGGUGGGCGGACGCCUUGGCGCUCUACACAGAGGUGCAGGAACAAUACCCAGACCUGGCACUGUCAGUAUACGGUAAAGCGGGGCGCGCUCUUAUGGAGUACGAAGUGAGUGACAUGCGCACGGCUGUUACCCGGUUACGAGUGCUCAGCGUGGAGUUCAAGGGUUAUCCUGAGGUGCAUGCAGCGCUGGCAGCAGCACUAUACGUGGAGGGUGGGGCAGCAGCAGCAGAGCGACAAUUCACCAUCGCAACUCUCCUCGACUCCCGCUUCUCCAACCUUGCAUGGCUUGAGUCGGAGCGACACUGGCCGCCCACCCUGCUGCUGCACAUGAAGCGCUUCCUGCUGCUGCAGUGA